Molecule: messenger RNA, 1318 nt
Organism: Callithrix jacchus (white-tufted-ear marmoset)
Lineage: Eukaryota; Metazoa; Chordata; Mammalia; Primates; Cebidae
Gene: THRSP
Product: thyroid hormone responsive
Biological process (GO): regulation of lipid biosynthetic process
Cellular component (GO): cytosol
Source: RefSeq, a predicted model, not a curated record
AGGGACAGUCUGCUGGGCUCAGUGUGUCAGAGGACGCAAUCAUGCAGGUGCUAACCAAGCGUUACCCCAAGAACAGCCUGCUGACUGUCAUGGACCGGUACUCAGCUGAGGUGCGCAACAUGGAGCAGGUGGUAAUGAUCCCCAGCCUUCUGCGGGACGCACAGCCGAGUGGGCAUGGGGGCCCUGCCAAGGCCAGGGCCUCUGAUCUCUACACCUACUUCACCAUGCUCAAGUCCAUCCGCGUGGAUGUGGACCAUGGGCUGCUGCCACGGGAAGAGUGGCAGGCCAAGGUGGCAAGCAGUGAAGCCAAGGAGGCUGAGAAUGGAACCGCAAAGACAGAGGAAGUUGUGGAUGAGAGUGCCUCAGGAGAGCUGGAGCUGGAAGCCCAGUUCCACCUGCACUUCUCCAGCCUCCAUCACAUCCUCACAUACCUGACCGAGAAAGCCCAGGAGGUGACAAGGAAAUACCAGGAAAUGACAGGACAGGUCCAGUAGACCUGGGACACUAGGGAAGAUCCCUUCACAAGAUAGAAGGCAGACUCUGUGAUGAGGCCAGCAGAGCAGUCCACUAGCCGAUGAUGAGAGCAGAAAAGCCUAGACCUGCAGCCAGAAGUGAAGACGGCUCAGUUCUCCGGGAUGAUUCUCUUAUCUCCUUCUGAGCACCAAUUCCUGGACUCCAGUUACCGGCUCACUUUUAGUCUGUUGCUAUUCACUGCUCCCCUCCUCUUACCAGCUUGGGGAGGUGACCAGUGGUUCAGGAAGGACUAGACAGUUACCUGUCCAGUGUGGUAUGGUAGGAAGAACGUAGGUGUUGGCAUGUGACCAAAAUUGACAUCCCUCCUCCUGGCAGUCAUUCAGUAUGUGUACUUGGGCAAGUUAUUUAACCCACUGGAGCCUAAAUUUCCUCAUCUAUAAAAUGGGGAUAUUAUCAUCUACCUCACAAGCUUGUGAAAAUUAAACAUGAUGAAUCAAAAGCACUUGGCAUGUGAGGGCUAUUAAAAUAGUCUACCCGCUGGAGCCUAAAUUUCCUCAUCUAUAAAAUGGGGAUAAUACUACCUCACAAGCUUGUGAAAAUUAAACAUGAGAAUCAAAAAGCACUUGGCAUGUGAGGGCUAUUAAAAUAGCCUGAUUUUUUUUCUCCCCCGCUCCCCUAUGUAUUUGCUCUAGCCUUUGCUUUUUACUCACCAGAGCUGAGAGGUAGCAGAGUCUCUUGGGAUGAAUGGUUCACCCUCUUGUACUUGCCAACCACUGAUGAGGCCAAGGACAAGUGAACUAUAAAGCUAUUUAUUGCAGCAAUAAAAAACAAAAUCUUGUGUUUA